Molecule: messenger RNA, 207 nt
Organism: Lindgomyces ingoldianus
Lineage: Eukaryota; Fungi; Ascomycota; Dothideomycetes; Pleosporales; Lindgomycetaceae
Exons: 1
Biological process (GO): COPII-coated vesicle cargo loading; intracellular protein transport; endoplasmic reticulum to Golgi vesicle-mediated transport
Cellular component (GO): endoplasmic reticulum exit site; COPII vesicle coat
Molecular function (GO): SNARE binding; zinc ion binding
Source: RefSeq, a predicted model, not a curated record
UCGGCAAUGGGAUCAGCGCUUCGGGAAGGCCACAAGCUUAUCUCCCCUGUUGGUGGCAAGAUUACCGUCCUUAGCGCCUCGCUGCCUAGCGUUGGGUAUGGAAAGCUGGAAAUGCGAGAGGAUCGGAAGCUGCUUAGUACGUCUAGAGAAUCGAAGCUCUUCCAAACUUCCAACAGCUUUUAUAAGAGCUUUACCAUCAAAUGUUCG